Messenger RNA from Daphnia carinata, 4305 nucleotides. It is a transcript of the gene Fas2, whose product is annotated as fasciclin-2-like. Gene Ontology annotation, biological process: synapse organization; homophilic cell-cell adhesion. The record is from RefSeq and is a predicted model, not a curated record. Gene Ontology annotation, molecular function: protein binding; axon guidance receptor activity. NCBI's taxonomy places the organism in Eukaryota, Metazoa, Arthropoda, Branchiopoda, Diplostraca, Daphniidae. Gene Ontology annotation, cellular component: axon; plasma membrane; neuronal cell body. The transcript is spliced from 14 exons. Bases 461 to 2875 code for a protein of 804 amino acids.
GUCGUCUCGACUCUUCUCGUGUCUUUUUUUUCUUAACGUGUUCCCUGUGUAUUCGGUGAAAUCACAACAAAAAGGAAAAGGUACGAAAACGAGAAACGCACAACAACUCGUCGCAACCCACAUUUCAAUCUCCUUCGUUAAAUCAAAGUAAAAAGGGGGAGAGAGAGAGCCAAUCACGAUUGAAAAAAAAUCGAAAUCGUUCUUUUUUGUUUUCUGUUCGUCUUGGGGUUUGUGUUUGCUCACGGCGAGAGUCCAGGUGCGUCAUUAUACCUGGGGAAAACACGAAAAAAAAAAAGAAGGUGUGCUUGUCUCUCACGGUGACUAGUGCGUUGGAAUUUUAUCGGCUCUACUACACUGCUCGUGCACACGAAAAUACACGUGUGCGUUGGUAGUGAGUGGUGUUCUCGUCAUCGAGAGAAAAGAAAGCUUUCGAAGAAACAUACAUCACCACGAGAAAGUCAUGGGAGCUGAACAGAAGAAAUUUGCGACCACCGCCAUGCGGCCGAUUUCGUCAUCGUUAAUGGCCGCCGUCUACUUGAUCGCCUACCUGUGUUCAUUGGCUGGAGCUCAAGAGGCGCGUUUAGUGAUUCUGCCCGACGGCGGUAAUUUGAUCCGACCCGUUGGCGCCAACAUCGUCCUCACCUGUAAAGGUGAAGUGCCCGAUCCCGACCUGAUUAGCGACUUGCGCUGGCUCGGACCCGAUGGCCGCGAUCUGCCCAAUGGAGACAGCGGUGAAGCUGAUAAUUCCAGGAUCUCGUCUGAGGAGCUGGUCAGCGAUGUCGGUCGCAUCCUGUUCAUCAAAGGACUUCAAGAAGCCGAUAGCGGCAAGUAUACCUGCUCUGCUGUCUACACGAGCAGCCAGCGCCUCGAGGCUCACGUUAACCUCACUACCAUCGUCGGCAUCACAUGGGAGGAUGCGCCAACGGAACAGUCGGCCAUCUUUGGACAACCUUACAAGGUCCGUUGCGUCGUGCGAGCCAACCCACCGGCAACGAUCGACUGGCAAAAGAACGGCGUUGGAUUCCCUACGAACAACCAGUACGUGAUCGAGAACGACGGAGUGCUGAUCCGCGAAGUGAGCCUCGAGGACGACACGUAUUUCACAUGCCGGGCGCGAGUGCAGACGACCGGCCAGCUGGAAGACCGACGCAUCCGUGUCGAAGUUUUCAUUCCGCCCGAGUUCAUGCGCGAGCCGGUCAACACGUCCAUCGUCGAAGGCGAGGGCGGCAUCAUGGAGUGCCAGGCCUCUGGUAAACCCGACCCCGUCUACACUUGGCUCGAUCGCAACAACCAGAAUCUCAACCUCAACCGCGAACGAUUCAUCGUUGAUGAACAAACAGGCCGUUUGACGAUCAUGGACACCAAGCGGACGGACGAAGGCGAGAUCAAAUGUUUGGUCGAAAAUCGAGCCGGCAAAAUUCAAAAAACCGCCUAUUUGAAAGUGAUUAUGAAGCCGGCGGUGGUCGAGUACCUGAACGCGUCGGGCAUCAUGGGCCGGGAAGUCAGUCUGACGUGUAAAGCUUCGGGCGAUCCGCUGCCGGAGGUGACCUUCUUGAAAGAGGGCACGUUGAUCCCGUACACGCUCGGCGUCCAGAAUUCGGACGAUCGCAUCAUCGUCGACACGAGCCGCGAGGGAGAAUACGCUCAGGCGCGUCUCGUCAUCCGCGACCUGAUGCGCUCCGACGACGGCCUUUACGCUUGCAUUGCCAAAAAUUCCGGCGGCAAUUACACCAAAAAUGGUCACAUUACGGUCGAAUUCCCGCCGUCGUUUGCCCUGACGCCAAUGAGAGAGGCUUGGUCGUGGGACAAUCAUUUGGUCAACCUUACCUGCCGAGCCGAGUCCAUCCCCAACGCCACCGUCAGCUGGUUCCUCAACGGACGCAAUCUCGAAACCGACUACAAUAUCCGCAUGCACGCCUUUAACGGCGAGAGCACCAUCACCGUGACGCCAGUCGAUCUCAGUUAUUACGGUACCUAUCGCUGUCUGGCCAUGAACAUUCACGGAAAGGACGAGCACGCCAUCGAGCUGCGUGAGGCUCGACCGCCCGGCCCGCUUCUCCAAGUCAAAUUCGAGACCAUUACCGCUACGACGAUCACGUUCAACUUUAUCGGCCCGGUCGACCAUGGCGGUCUGCCCAUCGAGGCCUUCUCAGUUCAGUACAAAUUAGCCGGCCAAGUUUGGGACGAGAAACCUUUGCAGCGCGUCUGGCCUGUCGGUGGGCACAACCAAUACUACAAUUUGCAUGACUCGAUGUCGCACGCGAGCACCGAUAUCCCGUACAUUUUGGAGAAUCUGGAGCCGCAGACGAUGUACACGUUCCGGUUCGCAGCCAAGAACCAGGUUGGCUACGGCGAGUGGUCGCGAGACGAGACGCACACGAUGCCCAAACGGGCCGCUCCCGAGGAGCCCUACAUCAUCGCCAAAACGGAGAACAAGAUCGUCUCCACUCCGUAUCCCGAUCGCUACGAGCUGCUCUGGUCUGCGCCGCCCAACAAUGGCGAACCCAUUGAUUACUUCGAAGUCGCUUAUUACCCCGUGCGCAAUACAUCGGCUGGAUUGAUCGAAGCCGGCCAGUUGGUCCGCACUCAGGUACCCUACCCGGCCAACGUCCGUUUCGAAAUGAAAAACCUGAAAGCUGAUACGAUUUACCGCAUCGAGUUGAGGGCACAUAACGUCAUUGGAUUCAGCGCUCCCGCCGAGAUCCUCCUACGCACAGCCAAAGAUCCUUCUCGCUCGUCGGGCGGCGUGGCGGAAGGUUCCAGCCAGUGGUCCACAACUACUUCCGGCUCACACCCUACUUCUACUCCUCCUACUCCACAUUACACCACCGCUAUCUGCUCCUCCUUGUUCCUCAUCCUCUCCUUCUUCUUCUAAUAAAAAAAAAAAAAAAAAAAUUUGAAAUUCAGAAAAUUUUUUUUUUUUUUCUUUUCUGCUAACUGUUGCAUCGUCGUCGUUUGCUUUUAUUCCAAUUGACCAUAUAGACAACAAUUUGAGGGAAGAUAAUCAUUUUUUUUUUUUUUUUUGUUGGGGGUGGGGAUUUUUAUUUCCAAACUGUGCUGCAACGUAGAGCAUUUACACAAACACACGAAAAAAGAUUUGCUUCUCUGUCUCCCCUCGCUGUUUCUUCCUUUCUUCUACUGCUUAUCACAACAGCUUUCAACAAAAAGAACUAAAUCGAAUGUUUCGAUUAAAAGAAAAAAACAACAUAGUAACUAACAAUAAUGAAUAAUAAUAACUUCCCAUUUCUUUUUUUUUUUUUUACAAAAGCAAACAAUUCCGAAUUUUAAAGCAAAAAAAAAAAAAUGUUUUGAUUUUUAUUUUUUAAUUCUGAAAAAAAAAGAACAUAAUUCUUUUAACCAUUCCAAUGUGUUGUCGUGUCUUCAUAUCUUUAUAUAUAUAUAUACACACACAAUGUAGGCUGUAUGUAUAUAUAGAGACCUUUUUCUUUGAGUUUGAGUGUGUGUCAUUGAUGAUGAAACGCGCAGUAGUUCUGAAUCCCCCACCCCCUACCCAGCGAACAAAAAGAGAGCCAAUGUCUGUACACAAUAAGAAUUAGAAAAAAAAAAACAAACAAAACAUGUGUGUUAAGAAAUUAUUAAAUGCUGGCGGCUGAAUAUCUUUUAAAAAUAGAAUGGGGAGUUUUUUUUUUUUCUUUUGCAAUCAUUUCAAUAUAUAUAUAUACCGUGUCAUCUCUAUUUGAAAGAAAACACUACAAAAAAUGUGCAUGUUAUGGCCUCUUUUUGAUUUGAUCUAACAUGGCUUCUUGAUCCCCUUUGAUCUUUAACCCUCUUUGUUUUUACUUUAAAUCUUCUCCCCCCCUCUACACAUUUUCUUUGGCUUUCCCGAAAAGAAAAAAAAAAUCUCCUUGAUCCCGAAAUUCUUUUACGCUGAACCUUUGGAUUGUCUUCUCCUUAUGUGCUACACACACACACACAGACUUAUCGGAUUUUUUGAAAACUAAAUAUCUUCAAACAAUUGGUUCACUUCCCAAGACAUUUUGAGAUGCCUAUUUAGUGAUCUCUCGUUUAAAAAAAAAAAAAAAGGAAAACAAACAAGAAUUUUAAAGCUUUUUCCCUUUUAUUGCUCCCUCUUCUGCUCGAUCUAUUACAUUAAAAAAAGAAAUAACUAAGAGAUGAUUUUUUUUUGGCCCAAAUGUUUUUUUUUUUUUUUUUUUUUUUGCUGUCAUGUUCAUUUUCCUCCUGUCCCCUCCUCCGACUCUAUCAACUUUGAUUUCCGGAACAAUUACAUUAAUCCCGACACAUUUCCCUCCUAUCUCUCGUGAGUUUUGUCUCAAAAUGAAAGAA